Molecule: messenger RNA, 669 nt
Organism: Ilex paraguariensis (yerba mate)
Lineage: Eukaryota; Viridiplantae; Streptophyta; Magnoliopsida; Aquifoliales; Aquifoliaceae
Source: the annotation of a GenBank genome assembly
AUGAAGCACCAAGUUGAGCUUGCUCACGAAGCCAACAACGGACUUGAUAUUGAUGUGAGGCUAUUGAAGCCCAUAAAGGAGCUAUUUCCAAUCCUAUCCUAUGCAGACUUCUACCAGUUGGUUGGGAUUGUUGUUGUUGAAGUUACAAGAGGCCUUGAGAUUCCCUUUCACCCUGGGAGACCGGACAAAAGUGAAUCACCUCCAGAAGGUCACUUGCCUGAUGCCACGAAAGGUUCAGACCAUCUGAGGGACGUUUUUGGCCACAUGGGGCUUAGUGAUAAAGAUAUUGUUGCUCUAUCUAGUGGCCACACUCUGGGACGAUGUCAUAAGGAAAGGUCUGGUUUUGAGGGACCUUGGACUACAAAUCCUCUAAUCUUUGAUAACUCCUACUUCAAGGAAAUCCUAAAUGGAGACAAGGAAGGUCUUAUCCAGCUUCUAUCAGACAAAGCUCUUCUGGAGGAUCCAGUAUUCCGCCCUCUAGUUGAGAAAUAUGCUACAGAUAAGGAUGCCUUUUUCGCAGACUAUGCCAAAGCCCAUUUGAAGCUCUCAGAGCUCGGAGGAUUAGUGAGGACUCAAAGGCCGACUAGUUCUUGCCAUCAAGUAUCUGGAGACUACUACCAUCUUCCCCAUAUAAGGUUUUGGCAAUGGCUAUCAUGUUGUUCUGAGUGA